Molecule: messenger RNA, 1341 nt
Organism: Aspergillus luchuensis
Lineage: Eukaryota; Fungi; Ascomycota; Eurotiomycetes; Eurotiales; Aspergillaceae
Product: aminoglycoside phosphotransferase family protein
Exons: 1
Coding region: 1-1341 (446 amino acids)
Source: RefSeq, a predicted model, not a curated record
AUGAGCAGCACUUCGUUACAUUCAGACAAAAUGGGCAGUGUACCAGCGCCAGUCUCACUAUCCCAUCCUGACGCGGCACACUGGAACAGGGAGUUGAUGCUCGAGUUUCAGGCCAUUCUGGAGAAGGACCCAGCGGCGGACUUGAUGUCAAUGUUCUCUGAGGCUUACCUCCGUGAACAUCAAAAAGUCCUUGACAGUCAGCUGUCUUAUGCCGGGCUUAUCAAUCGCCGUGUAUUAAGCGGCCUUCAAGACGACCUGCGACGUGACCCGGAAGCCAACCUGCUAUCAAACUUCCCGAAGAACUAUACUCGCCGAAUUACAAUGGCGCUUGGAGCGAAAGCCGCGUUAAAGGAGAAACAAGAGCCUGAGGUGAAGGCGCCUGAGUUCAGAGAAUGUCACCUCGACCGUGCAGAGACUGCCACAGUCAUUUAUCCGUUAUCCGAUGAAGUUAUUGCUUUGCUUGCAGGAUGUUCACGACCGGACGCGGAUCAAUUUUCGCUCGGUGAUGAGAAAUCGCUCGUAUCAUCCUUGCGAACGCUGCUUUGGAACUCACCACAACUCUGGCAGAGUUCUGUAAGAGGCAUGGUGGUUAAGUGCAACGAAAACGUUAUUGCCAAGGUCAUAAAUGGGAAUAGGGAUUACACGGAGUACACUAGCAUGCAAUUUCUUGAGAAGCGGGCGCCCCAAAUUCCUGCUCCGAGGCCCCAUGGGCUGGUAGCAUUUGGCCCUUUUCGUGUGAUAUUCAUGUCAUAUGUUCCCGACAUGACUUUGACCCAAGCAUGGCCUAACCUGUCACAUGAGAACAAGCUUUCAAUCCAGCGCCAGCUUGAUGAUAUAUUUCGCAGUCUAAGACAGAUUCGACAGAAAGAGGGUACUAGUACACUUGGUGGAACUUGUGGAGAGGGAGUCAAGGAGCUAACGGUCGACGAAUGCGCCCUAUUCAAAGGCAUCACGACAACAAAAGAGUACAGUGAUCUACAAUUUUCGGCUCGUCAUCAUGGAAGUUCCACUUAUGUUGGACUUCUGCGCUCUUUCCUGGAACAUGACACCUCAACACUGGCACAUGAAUCGGUGUUCACCCAUGGCGAUGUGCGAACUGAUAAUAUAAUGGUGAAGCAAGAUCCCGGUUCUAGCGGCCAAUAUAUUGUCACUGGAAUCAUUGACUGGGAGGACAGUGGCUUCUAUCCGUUCUAUUAUGAGUGCACUGCGCUGACACGUACUAUGAGCCUGGUGGACGAAAAUGAUUGGUAUCUGUUUCUGCCGCAGAGCAUUUCACCGUCGAACUUUCCUGUGCGUUGGCUGGUUGAUCGGCUUUGGCAUAUACAUUUACGGACUACAUAA